Messenger RNA from Salvelinus namaycush (lake trout), 600 nucleotides. RefSeq names its product CD276 antigen homolog. Gene Ontology annotation, cellular component: external side of plasma membrane. Bases 1 to 600 code for a protein of 199 amino acids. The record is from RefSeq and is a predicted model, not a curated record. The transcript is spliced from 4 exons. Gene Ontology annotation, biological process: positive regulation of T cell proliferation; immune response; cell surface receptor signaling pathway. NCBI's taxonomy places the organism in Eukaryota, Metazoa, Chordata, Actinopteri, Salmoniformes, Salmonidae.
AUGCCAUCCUGGAACAACAAGAAUAUGAAUGUGUCCUUGUUGUUGACUAAUACCAAGAUGGCCGACAAGGGGGUGUAUGAAUGCAUGGUGAGAACAGACAGUGGUGAUGCUACAGCUACAAUGAGCCUCAGUGUCACAGCGAUGUACAAAUCACCAACCAUGAGUUCCAGUCCUGAGAACUGCAUCAAACAGAACACAGAUGUGACCAUUUUCUGCAACUCUACAGGUGGGCACCAGAAAGGGUUGAUCUGGUGGUUUGACGAGUUUGGCACGAACUGCACAGGCAGUGCUGAACUUGUGGCCAAAAAGACAGACGGCACACUGUUUAGCCUCUCCAGUAAACUAACAGUUCUGAAGGCUACAUACAGUGGUUCCACAAACUACUCAUGCACAGUGCACAACACCAAUGGAGUCCAGGAGGGGAAGGCAUCAUUUGAGAUCCCGUUUGUAUGUUCAGCAGGUUCAAAAGAUGAUUUUGCUUCUGACUCCACUACCCAGUGGCUUGCCCCAGUUGGGGUCAUAGGAUCUCUGGUCAUUGGACUCCUUGCUGCGCUGCUGAUAUUAAAGAGGCGCUCUGUCCAACAUAUGAAGCUUUGUUGA